AUGAUGCUACCUAGGAUGGAUAUUGACUUUGUCUGGGAAUUUAGAUUUGGGUGUUCACAUAGGCUGGGCUUUGCUCCUUGUGAUGACCCGGAAUCAACCCAUUUAGAAAAAUCCACCUGGACAGAUUCAAAGGUGGCAGAGUCAUUAUCAAAGUACUGCAUUUUGUUACACAUCUUAGGUGGUAGUACCGAUGCAGCACAAUUUUCUGCUCUAUACCCGCAGAAAUCUGUCCCUUGUAUAACAGCUAUUGGAUACAAUGGUGUUCAGCUCUGGCAAAAAGAUGGCUUUGUCAGUGCUGAAGAUCUGGCAUCCAGUCUUGAGAAGGCAUGGUUGGGUCUUCAUAUCCAGGAGACAACUGCAACUCUCCUGACUGCUGCACUUGCUUCAAAGAAAUCAGAAGUUCCUUCUGGGGCUUGUGAUGCUGCUGCAUUUGAGCAAGGAAGUUCUUCAAGGACAAAUAUUCCUUCAUCGUCAACAGACAAAUUGGUCCAUUCCUCGGAGGCUACACCAUUGCUGAUUUCUGAAGAUGCCAUCGAGGAGCCAAAUUCCAAACUGGGUGAGGAGGUAUCUCCUGAAUCAGAUAUUGCCUGCGAAUCAGAAAGUAAGGUGUUUGAAUAUUCGUCUUCGACUGCAACAGAAAUAGAACAAGUUCAUCCUGUGGAUCUAAAUUCAACUCACUCUACAAUUGGUCACCAAGUCGAAGAUGAAUUUCCUGCCCCAGAAGAGAGCUUAAAUGGGGCUGAUCAUAAGUCAAAAGUUAGCAUGGAGGCUUCUGAAUUGAUUGCUAAUGAAGCAAGUGAAGCUGUACCGGGUAGAAAGGCUGAAACUGUAGAAGUAGAGAAAAUUGAUGUUUCAGACUCUUCUACGAGUAAAUCAAAUGAAGUUCAUAUAAAUAUAAGAUUGCCUGAUGGUGGCAGUCUUAAAGAAAGGUUUUCCGUGAUGAGCACUUUAAGAAUGGUCAAAGACUUUGUGGAUGAAAACCUAGAAAGCAGCAUCGGCUCUUAUGAUCUAGCCAUUCCUUAUCCUCGCAAGGUAUUUGGUGAUCAAGGUAUGAACUUCAAGUACCCUGGUGGCCCGCCCGUAUUACUUCAGCUCAAGUUAUAG
Ilex paraguariensis (yerba mate) is the source of this 1104-nucleotide messenger RNA. Lineage: Eukaryota; Viridiplantae; Streptophyta; Magnoliopsida; Aquifoliales; Aquifoliaceae. The record is from the annotation of a GenBank genome assembly.